Capsicum annuum is the source of this 1887-nucleotide messenger RNA. RefSeq names its product probable galacturonosyltransferase 12. The record is from RefSeq and is a predicted model, not a curated record. Lineage: Eukaryota; Viridiplantae; Streptophyta; Magnoliopsida; Solanales; Solanaceae. Bases 1 to 1614 code for a protein of 537 amino acids. The transcript has 6 exons. Gene Ontology annotation, molecular function: polygalacturonate 4-alpha-galacturonosyltransferase activity.
AUGAAACACACAAUGCAGCUCCUCAUAUCGCCGAGUUUGAGGCAUGUUACUGUCCUACCAGCCAAAGGUUUCAAGAAUUUCAUCAAAGUAAAAGUUGGCUCAAGACGAAUAUCGUACCUCGUGGUCUUCUAUUCCCUCCUGCUUUUUACAUUUCUUCUACGGUUUGUCUUCGUGUUAACCGCUGUGGACACCAUCGAUGGAGAACGAAAAUGUUCAACACUAGGUUGCUUGGGGAGAAAAAUUGGACCAAGGAUUUUGGGGACACAGCUCGAAUCAACUGUCCCUGAGGUGAUAUAUCAAGUAUUGGAAGAACCUUCAGACGAGGUUGAAAUCGAAGAAGGGCCUGAUACUCCUCAAUCAUUAGAAGAGUUUAUGGAAGAAAUGAAGGAUAUAAGGCCAGAUGCAGAAACUUUUGCUGUCAAGCUUAAAACUAUGGUAACUCUCCUUGAACAAAGAACAAGAACUGCCAAGAUUCAAGAAUACCUUUAUCGGCAUGUGGCAUCUAGUGGCAUCCCGAAACAGCUGCACUGCCUUGAUCUCAAGCUAGCACACGAGCACUCCAUCAAUGCCAAUGCCCGUCUCCAGUUACCAUCAGCGGAACUUGUUCCUGCCCUCGUUGAUAAUUCAUACUUCCAUUUUGUCCUUGCCUCUGACAAUAUUCUUGCUGCUUCUGUCGUUGCAUCAUCGCUUGUCCAGAACUCUUUCCGCCCUGAGAAAGUUGUCCUUCACAUUAUCACGGAUAGAAAAACCUUCUCACCUAUGCAAGCUUGGUUUUCGUUACAUCCUUUGACACCUUCAAUCAUCGAGGUUAAAGCGUUGCACCAUUUCGAUUGGUUAACAAAGGGAAAGGUUCCGGUUCUGGAAGCAAUGGAGAAAGAUCAAAAAGCAAGGUCACAAUUCAGGGGAGGCUCAUCAGCAAUUGUAGCAAAUACAACCGAAAAGCCUCAUGUCAUUGCAGCAAAGUUGCAAGCCCUCAGUCCCAAAUACAAUUCUCUGAUGAACCACAUAAGGAUAUAUCUGCCAGAGUUGUUUCCCAGUCUUGAUAAGGUAGUUUUCCUGGAUGAUGACAUUGUCGUGCAAACCGAUCUUUCAUCUCUAUGGGACAUCGACAUGAAUGGGAGGGUGAAUGGAGCGGUAGAAACCUGUAGGGGAGAGGACAAGUUUGUGAUGGCAAAGCGCUUCAAAAGCUAUUUGAAUUUCUCGCAUCCUCUCAUAUCGAAGAACUUUAAUCCUAAUGAAUGUGCAUGGGCCUAUGGCAUGAACAUUUUUGAUCUAGAAGCAUGGAGGGAAACAAAUAUAAGCGAGGCAUACCACUACUGGCUGGAACAGAACUUGAAGUCAGAUCUAAGUUUGUGGCAGCUAGGAACAUUACCUCCAGGACUAAUUGCAUUUCAUGGUCAUGUCCAUGCUAUUGACCCCUUUUGGCACAUGCUAGGACUCGGGUACCAAGAUAAUACGAGCAUCGCAGAUGCUCGGAGUGCUGGUGUGAUCCACUUCAAUGGCCGAGCAAAACCUUGGCUUGAUAUAGCGUUCCCUCAACUUCGAUCCCUGUGGACAAAAUACGUCAACUUCUCCGAUAAAUUUAUCACAACCUGUCAUAUAAGAGCUACUUAAAAUGAGGCAAGGGAUUUGUUAACCAUGUUGCUUGUAAUCAAGAAACAAAAUUUUGAGAGAGGUGAACCAUGUAUAGAAGGUCUCGCCACUCCCUGACGCGAGAUUGGCAACAGCUCCCGAGCUUAACAUUCUUGAACUCCUCAAAUCUACUAUGAUUUCUGGUUCAGCCAAUGUAUUUUAUACUGCAGUUACAAAUUAUACAAUGUACAUGGUGGAUUUUUCACCAAAAUUAUACCUGCAAUGACAAUAAAAAAGGAUACUCCUCCAAUGUAA